GGUCUUUCAAAAGUGAAAUGAAAAGGAUGUUGACUGGCUCAUUAGAUGGCGUUCCCCCUUGGUUCCCUUCUUUUCAAAGCAUGUUCCAUUGACUUCUAACUCUAGAAAAUACAUACUAUGGAAGUACCUAUCUGUGUGAUGAUGCAUCUCGAUCAACGGCCCGCAUAAAAAGACUAGAGAUGCGCUGGUAUUCAAGUAAUGCAAGCAAACUAUAUUGGAUAUAUAAAAGGAGCAACCCGAGAGGAAUGAAGAAGAGUCAAUCUUGGACGGGUGACGUUGACGUUGAUGUGGCCGCUUCAUGGCACGUUUUCCAAUGGGCCACAGUAUUGACAGAAGGAUGGUCAGCAAUGGCGGUUCCUCUUAUCAAUUGAAACCUCGACCACAUUGAGAAGUUUCUGCUUUGAUGGUUAUGAAGCAAAAGCCAUAUCUCUGCUUUCUUGCCUGAAACAUAAGCACGCUGCAUCCCCCAUGUAGGUACAACAUGAGCACACAAACGGUGUCAUUGCACACCCUGGUUUUAUUUCUUCUGCUUCAUUUGAUUGAUUCUUUGGACACCCUCGCCCCAAACGAUACCGUGAAAGAUGGCGAUGUCUUAAUCUCCCAAGGAAGAAAAUUUGCUCUCGGUUUCUUCAGCCCAGGUAAUUCAAGCUUGCGUUACGUGGGGAUUUGGUACUAUGGACAACCGGAGCGAACCGUCGUUUGGGUUGCUAACAGAGAGAAUCCAGUGAAUAGCACUUCAGGGGUUCUUGCAUUUGAUCAUUAUGGAAACUUAGUGAUCAAUGAAAACAAUGGGAGCUUCCCCAUUUCGUCAACCAAUGUUUCGUCCAUGACUUUAAAUAAUUCUACCACUGCUCAGCUUUUGGAUUCAGGUAAUCUGGUUUUGAAACAUGAUUUGAGCAAAGUGGUUAUUUGGCAGAGCUUUGAUUAUCCCACAGAUACCUUUCUUCCAUCCAUGAAGCUUGGGUUGGACCGGAGAACUGGUUUGAACAGGUUCAUGACAUCUUGGAAAUCUGAAGAUGAUCCAGCACCGGGCAGUUGUUCAUACUAUUUUGAACCAACAGGGUACCCACAGUUGGUCCUUUACAAGGAUCGAGCUCCUUAUUGGCGAGCCGGACCAAUAAUUGAGAAAGGGCAGGGUAGCCUUGCCAAGAUGGCUAACGAUUUUAUCUAUAAUGUCACAAUUGUCAAUAACGCGAUCGAGGUUUCUCUGAUGUAUGCCGUCAUCAAUGCAUCGGUUCUCUCCAGAUAUGUGGUGCAUGAGUCAGGGUUAGUUAAACACUUCAUGUGGCACGAUGAAGAGCAGCGGUGGACUGAGUUUUCUUCCCAUCCAAAGGAGCAGUGUGACUACUUCAGCAAGUGUGGGCCUAAUGGCAACUGUGGUGCAAACAAUGCAGACCAGUUCGACUGCACAUGCCUGCCCGGCUUUGAGCCCAAGUCUCCGGGCGAUUGGUACCUAAGGGAUGGAUCAGGCGGGUGCAAGAGGAGGCAAAAUGUAUUACUGUGUCGAAGUGGGGAAGGUUUCGUGAAGGUCAAACGGGUGAAGUUGCCGGACACUUCAACAGCACAUGUCGACAUGAGCCUGACCUUGAAGGAGUGUGAACAGGAAUGCUUGAGGGAUUGCAGUUGCACAGCUUAUUCGAGUGCGAAUGAAACUAUGGGGGAAUUUGGAUGCCUCAAAUGGUAUGGAGAUUUAGUGGAUACAAGAGAAUUUUCAGACAUCGGUCAAGACUUAUAUGUGCGGGUGGAUGCAACGGACUUAGUUCGCUAUAGGAAAAGGAGUCCUCUUGUCAAGAAGGUAAUGGUGGUAAUAAUAUCGGUAACUGCACUAGUGUUGCUGCUCUUGGGCUCCCUUAUAUACUGCCUUAUGUCGAAGAGGAAAAGAGCAGAUGGAAGAGGGCGCAAUCCUCUUGUUAGUGGUACAACAAGCUCAGCAUAUUUCAACGAUCUUCCAGGUCUCAAAGACCUCAACAGCGAAGGAGGACGAAAAAAAGAUCUACCACUAUUUGAUUUUGAAACUGUAGCUGCAGCCACAAGCAAUUUUUCCUCAGUCAAUGAGCUCGGCCAAGGUGGUUUUGGAUCUGUAUAUAAGGGUGUGAUGAAUCACGGAAUAGAAAUAGCAGUUAAAAGACUCUCAAAAUAUUCUGGACAAGGAAAUGAAGAGUUCAAGAAUGAAGUCAGAUUGAUUGCCAAACUCCAACACCGGAAUCUGGUGAAAAUCUUGGGUUGCUGCAUUCAAGAAGACGAGAAACUGUUAAUCUAUGAGUAUUUGCCCAAUAAAAGCUUGGACUCAUUCCUCUUUGAUGAUACAAAGAGCUCACUUCUGGAUUGGGGAAAAAGGUUUGAAAUCGCGUAUGGGGUAGCUCGAGGACUCAUGUAUUUACACCAGGAUUCGACAGUGAGGAUAAUCCACAGAGAUUUGAAAGCUAGCAAUGUCUUACUGGAUGUUGCAUUGAACCCCAAGAUAUCAGAUUUUGGGAUGGCUAGGAUUUGUGGAGGAGACCAAAUUGAAGGAAAAACGAAGCGUGUGAUCGGGACAUAUGGGUACAUGGCACCAGAGUAUGCUCUCCAAGGCCGGUUUUCCAUAAAAUCAGAUGUCUACAGUUAUGGAGUUUUAUUGCUAGAGAUCAUUACAGGCCAAAAAAAUAAUGGGUGCUAUCAUAAUAAUCCCUUUUGCAAUGUAAUUGGCCAUGUAUGGGAGCUGUGGAAAGAAGGAAAAUGCAUGGACAUUGUUGACAAAUCAAUGGACAAGACAUAUUAUGAGGAAAUGGUAUUGAGGUGCAUUCAAAUCGGCCUUUUGUGUGUGCAAAGAUAUGCAUCGGAUAGACCAACUAUGUCCACGGUGGUUUUCAUGUUGGGGAACGCUGAUGUAUUACUUCCAUCCCCGAAACAGCCAGCAUUCAUCGACGACAGUGCCUACAAUGGAGAUAAUCAGUCGACAUGUAACAGAACAUAUUCUGUGAACGGAGUUACAACUACUGUUGUUGAAGCUCGCUACUACAUCGAAGUUUCUGUUUUUUUGGUUUUAAGCAAAAGCCAUAUAUCUCUGCUUUCUUGCCUGAAACAUAAGCACCCUGCAUCCCCAUCUAAGUACAACAUGAACACUCCAACAGUGUCAUUACACGUCCUGUUUUUAUUUCUUCUGCUGCAUUUGAUUAAUUCUUUGGACACCCUUGCCCCAAACGAUACCAUGAAAGAUGGUGAUGUCUUGAUCUCCCAAGCAAGAAAAUUCGCUCUCGGUUUCUUCAGCCCAGGUAAUUCAAGCUUGCGUUACAUGGGGAUUUGGUACUAUGGACAACCGGUGCAAACCAUCGUUUGGGUUGCUAACAGAGAAAAUCCCGUGAACGAUACUUCAGGAGUUCUUGCAUUUGAUCGUCAUGGAAACUUAGUGAUCCGUGAAAACAAUGGGAGCUUGCCCAUUUGGUCAACCAAUGUUUCCUCCACUAAUUUAAAUGAUUCUACUACUGCUCAGCUUUUGGAUUCAGGUAAUCUGGUUUUGAAACAUGAUUUGAGCAAAGUGGUUGUUUGGCAGAGCUUUGAUUAUCCCACAGAUACCUAUCUUCCAUCCAUGAAGCUUGGGUUGGACAGGAGAACCGGUUUGAACUGGUUCGUGACAUCUUGGAAGUCCGAAGAUGAUCCAGCCCCGGGCAGUUAUUCAUACAAGUUUGAACCAACAGGGUACCCACAGGCGUUCCUUUACAAGGAUCGAACUCCAUAUUGGCGGGGCGGACCAAUAAUUGAGAAUCCUCAUGGUGCCGAUCGCGCGAAGCCUAAAGAUUUCAACUAUACCAUCACAAUUGUGAGGAACAGGACGGAGGUUUCUAUGAUGUAUGGCACAUCAAUUAUCUCUAGGUAUGUGGUGCAGGAGUCAGGGUCACUUAAAUACUUCGUAUGGCAUGAUGAAGAGCAGCGGUGGAGCGAGUUUUCUUAUCAUCCAAAGGAGCAGUGUGACUACUACAGGAACUGUGGGCCUAAUGGCAACUGUGGUGCAAACACCGCUGACCAAUUAGACUGCACAUGCCUGCCCGGCUUUGAGCCCACGUCUCCGGGCGAAUGGCGCCUAAAGGACGCAUCAGGUGGGUGCAAGAGGAGGCAAGGUGCAUCAGUGUGUCGAAGUGGGGAAGGUUUCGUGAAGGUGCAUCAGGUGAAGUUGCCGGACACUUCAACAGCACAUGUCGACAUGAGCCUGAGCUUGAAGGAGUGUGAGCAGGAAUGCUUGAGGGAUUGCAAUUGCACAGCUUAUUCAAGUGCAAAUAAAAGUAUGGGGGAAUAUGGAUGUCUCAAAUGGUAUGGACAUUUAGUGGAUACAAGAGCAUUUUCAAACUUUGGUGAAGAUUUAUAUGUGCGGGUCGAUGCAAUUGAAUUAGCUCGCCAUAGGAAAAGGAGUAUUCUUGUCAAGAAGGCGAUGGUGGCAAUGAUAUUGGUAUCUGCACUAGUGUUGCUGCUCUUGGGCUGCCUUACGUACUGCCUUCUGUUGAAGAGGAAAAGAGAUAGAAGAGGGCGUAAUCAUCUUGUUAGUGUUACCCCAAGCUCAACAUAUUUGGACGCACUUCCAGGUCUGAAAGACCUCGACGGCAAAGGGAGACGAAAAACAGAUAUACCAGUCUUUGAUUUUGGAAUUGUAGCUGCAGCCACAAGCAAUUUUUCCUCUGUCAAUGAGCUCGGCCAAGGCGGUUUUGGAUCUGUAUAUAAGGGUGUGAUGAAUAACGGAACAGAAAUAGCGGUUAAAAGACUCUCGAAACAUUCUGGACAAGGAAAUGAAGAGUUCAAGAACGAAGUCAGAUUGAUUGCCAAACUCCAACACCGGAAUCUGGUGAAAAUCUUAGGUUGCUGCAUUCAGGAAGACGAAAAACUGUUAAUUUAUGAGUAUUUACCCAAUAAAAGCUUGGAUUUAUUACUUUUCGAUGAAACAAAGAGAUCACUUCUGGAUUGGGUAAAAAGGUAUGAAAUCGCAUAUGGGGUAGCUCGGGGACUCAUGUAUUUACAUCAGGAUUCGACCUUGAGGAUAAUCCACAGAGAUUUGAAAGUUAGCAAUGUCUUACUGGAUGUUGCAUUGAACCCCAAGAUUUCAGAUUUUGGGUUAGCGAGGAUAUGUGGAGGAGACCAAAUUGAAGGAAAAACGAGGCGUGUGGUCGGGACAUAUGGCUACAUGGCACCAGAGUAUGCUAUGCAAGGCCGGUUUUCUAUAAAAUCAGAUGUGUACAGUUAUGGAAUUUUGUUGUUAGAGAUUGUCACAGGCCAAAGGAAUAGUGGGUGCUAUCAUAUCAACCCCUUUUGCAAUUUAAUUGGCCAUGUAUGGGAGCUGUGGAAAGGAGGAAAAUGCAUGGACAUUGUCGACAAAUCAAUUGACAAGACAUAUUAUGAGGAAAAAGUAUCGAGGUGCAUUCAAAUCGGUCUUUUGUGCGUGCAAAGAUAUGCAUCGGAUAGACCAACUAUGUCCACAGUGGUUUUCAUGUUGGGGAAUGCUGAUGCGGUACUUCCAUUCCCGAAACAGCCUGCGUUCAUCGACGAGAGUGCCCACAACGGAGAUAUUCAGACAAGAUGUAACAGAACAUGCUCUGUUAAUGGAGUUACAAUUACUGCUGUUGAAGCUCGCUAGUCACAUGCCACCACAAGUGAACUGCGUAAUCUACUCAGCUUGAGAAAUUGAGAUACUCCCUGUAUCGCUAGAUAGAUGGAACCUAAAGCCUAAUCGUGUCGUAUAUGAGCUAACUUGUAGCUCUUGUGCUUAUGAGAUAAGUCGAUAUGUAGAUUGGAUACAAUAUACUACUCUUUAAAAUUUCCUUGAUCUAUUGAUUGAGCUCAAUCUGUCUCUUAAACCGAGAUUUGUACAUGUAAAUUGCUGUUGCCGCAGCAUUCUCUUUCUUUCGCAAUCAUCUAAUUGUUGU
Messenger RNA from Syzygium oleosum, 5885 nucleotides. RefSeq lists its product as uncharacterized. The record is from RefSeq and is a predicted model, not a curated record. The coding region runs from base 482 to 5596 and encodes 1704 amino acids. Gene Ontology annotation, molecular function: ATP binding; protein serine/threonine kinase activity. Gene Ontology annotation, biological process: recognition of pollen; protein phosphorylation. Lineage: Eukaryota; Viridiplantae; Streptophyta; Magnoliopsida; Myrtales; Myrtaceae. The transcript has 14 exons.